Messenger RNA from Musa acuminata AAA Group (dessert banana), 1003 nucleotides. Its product is annotated as probable calcium-binding protein CML46. The record is from RefSeq and is a predicted model, not a curated record. Gene Ontology annotation, molecular function: calcium ion binding. Lineage: Eukaryota; Viridiplantae; Streptophyta; Magnoliopsida; Zingiberales; Musaceae. Bases 171 to 713 code for a protein of 180 amino acids. The transcript has a single exon.
CAGCCCAGUUUUGUUGGAUUCUGUGAUUAGCCACCGCGUCGACAGCCUCUGCUGCGUACGUGCCAGAGGAAAACAGUCGCACCUGCACGCAUAAAUACACAUCGAUUCGCCAUACAUGUUAUUGGUUGGACCAAGAAGCAGCGUCUUCUUCCUCCUCAGCGCUGGAAACCAUGGAGAAACCAUUGCCAACUGCACCCUACCACUCCCUCGCACUCACAGAGCCCGUCGUGCACCUCUUCAACAAGACCAUCUCCAUGGGGGUCGUCCUGAAGAAUAAGAUAUCCAUGGGGUUCCUCUUCCGGCACCCAGCGCCGUGCGCAUCGGGGGUCGUCGAUCGUGUCAGACCCGGCGACUCGGCCGACGCUAGCGAGGCGCCCGAGUUGACCAGAGAAGACGUGGAGACGGUGAUGGAGAUCAUUACGGGCAUGCCUUGCGGCGCGGACGGUGAGCAGCUCGAGGAGAUGCGUGGCGUGUUUGAGGGGGAGGAGCCGAGCUUGGAGGAAGUGGCGGAGGCGUUCUCCGUCUUCGAUGAUGACGGUGACGGGGUCAUAGAGCCCCUGGACCUGCAUCGUGUUCUCUGCAAGCUGGGCUUCCCGGAGGGGGCGGCAUUGGAGGCAUGCCGACGGAUGAUCGCGGCGUACGACGAGAACGACGACGGGAGGAUCGAUUUCAAGGAGUUCAUCAAAGUUGUGGAGGGCAGCUUCUUUGAUUAAUUAUUCUUCCUUUUCUUCUUGUCGUCAUCAUCGUCACAUCUAUCAUUGCGCAAGCAAUUAAAACAAACCUAAUUUCGAGCAUGAUUGAGACUCGAACUCUAAAAUCAUCAAAAGUGUUAUGGUAAAUAACUUUUUUAGCCGUGGCCUCGGGUUCGACACAGCUCGUUCUGGGGUCCGAAUGGCGGGGAUCUUGCGCGGCGUGCCUCGGGUCCUUUCGGUGGUCGAUCGUGGUGAUCUGGAUGUCCCGUCAGGGGGAGAGCUCUGUCGUAGCGUCGGGGAAGAGGCAACCU